ACCCAAAUAAUUUGUACAUUAGGCGCAAAGAUUUUAUCGGAAUGUUUUAAGUAAUACAAUCCAAAAGUAGGAUUAUUAUUAUUAGCAAAGGAAAAUAACUGCAUAAAUAUGUUAUCGAAUCGAAUUUUAUUUAUUUUAAAGAAUAAAUCAAUUUAUCAGAAUGCACAACAACGGGUAAUAUAUUUUGGAUCACACAUUACAAGAAAUUUUAGCACAAAAAAUAAACCAAAUAUUGCAGAGAAAUAUGGAAAUGACAAUAAUAGUGGAUUUAAAAAUUUUCUGAAACGUUUUAAUUUAUUCGAUUACACUUCGAUUAAAUUAAAAGUUUCUGGAUAUGUUGUGUAUGAGUCUAUUGUGGAUAACACUGAUUAUACGUCUUUUUUCGAAAAAUACAAUUUACCUGAUACAUUUUAUACAUGGUUCGUUGUCACCGAAUUACAUAUAUGGAUAUUGUCUGUACGAGCAUUAGCUGAAGGUGAUGAUGGAAGAACAAUUAGAAAUGCUAUGAUAGAAGCGCUAUGGACAGAUGUACAACGUCGUGGUAAAAAGCUUUUGAUUCCAUCGUCAGAAUUAUCAAGACAGAUUAAUGAAUUGGCUGCCCAAUUUAAUGCAGCUCUUAUUGGUUACGAUGAAGGUUUAUUAUCGGAGGAUGAUCGUAUUUUAGCUGGAGCACUUUGGCGACGUAUAUUUCAACAAAAAUGUUCUAGUGCACAAGAAUUAGAUGCUCUAACAGAAUAUGUUAGGCAUCAGAUAUCACAUUACGAUAAGUUAUCAAAAGAAGAAUUAUUUGAGAGACGUGAUAAUAUCAUAUGGUCCGAUGGAAAAUGA
Molecule: messenger RNA, 828 nt
Organism: Chrysoperla carnea
Lineage: Eukaryota; Metazoa; Arthropoda; Insecta; Neuroptera; Chrysopidae
Gene: Uqcc1
Product: ubiquinol-cytochrome-c reductase complex assembly factor 1
Exons: 5
Coding region: 109-828 (239 amino acids)
Biological process (GO): mitochondrial respiratory chain complex III assembly
Cellular component (GO): mitochondrion
Source: RefSeq, a predicted model, not a curated record